Molecule: messenger RNA, 1944 nt
Organism: Coffea eugenioides
Lineage: Eukaryota; Viridiplantae; Streptophyta; Magnoliopsida; Gentianales; Rubiaceae
Product: hippocampus abundant transcript-like protein 1
Exons: 14
Coding region: 303-1634 (443 amino acids)
Biological process (GO): transmembrane transport
Molecular function (GO): transmembrane transporter activity
Source: RefSeq, a predicted model, not a curated record
CCCAAUGCCUCAUCGGCAACUGGCAACGGCGAGGAGCAUGCAGUAGUACAAGCAAUUUUGUGGAUUUAUAUCUGUUUUCAGUCUGAUUGUUGCCGUGCCAACUGCCACUUGCCUUAUAAAAUGCCAUCACAAUUCACAAGUGCUUGAAACCAUAGUAGAUAGUACCCUCUCUUUGGCACUGUCAGUUGAACUGAUGGAUACUGGCAUUAUUCUAUGAUACUGCUGCGUCCGUUCAAGGCUCUUUUGUUUGAGAAAAAGACUCAGAAGAGAGUGUUGAGAAGAGAAGAAACAAACGAAAAAAGAUGAUGGGGUGGUGGAAAAACAAGAGAGAAGUUAGACUUCUGGUGCACCUACUGCUGCCGCUAUGCUUUCACUGGAUUGCUGAAGAGAUGACUAAAUCAGUUCUUGUGGAUGUCACAACUGAUGCUCUUUGUCCUGGCCACUCCACUUGCGAAGAAGCCAUCUACCUCAAUGGUCUUCAGCAAACUGUUGUUGGAAUAUUCAAAAUGGUGGUUCUUCCGGUUUUAGGCCAACUUUCAGAUGAUUAUGGUCGAAAGCCACUUCUCCUUAUUACUGUGUCAACUACUAUAUUUCCAUUUUCCUUGCUCAUCAUCAGUAAGUCAAAGAGCUUUGUGUAUGCUUAUUACGUACUUCGCACAAUUUCUUUCAUCAUAAGUCAAGGAAGUAUUUUCUGCAUUGCUGCUGCAUAUGUGGCAGAUGUCAUUGAUGACAACAAAAGAACUACUGGUCUAUGCUGGAUGAUGGGACUUUUUUCUGCUUCCCAUGUCCUGGGAAAUGUUCUUGCACGUUUUCUUCCCGAGGAUAGCAUUUUUGUGGUUUCAAUUACCCUCUUGAUCUUUUGCUCUCUUUAUAUGGCUCUGUUUUUGCCUGAGACUGUAACUUCAGCUCCAAUAGGAGACCAACGCUUACCAUUCUUGAAGAAGGCAUUUAAGAUUGUUGAACAGCGAUAUAACUCAAUGAGACGUGCUGCAAUUAUUGUUAUCAGCAGCCCAGCACUGAAGUGUAUUUCUCUUAUUUCGUUCUUCUAUGAACUGGGGAUGUCUGGGAUCGACAGCGUCUUACUGUAUUAUCUGAAGGCAGCUUUUGGUUUUGACAAAAAUCAAUUUUCAGAAAUUCUGAUGGUGGUAGGAGUGGGUUCUAUCAUUUCCCAGUUGCUGGUGCUUCCCAGCAUCAAUCCGAUAGUUGGGGAGAAAGUUAUCCUGUGUGCAGCAUUACUCUCAUCCGUAGCAUAUGCAUUGCUGUAUGGCUUGGCAUGGGCUGCAUGGGUACCGUACCUUGCUGCUUCCUUUGGAGUUGUUAAUAUUCUUGUGAAACCUGCUACGUAUGCUCUCAUAUCAAAAGCAUCGAGUUCCAGUGAUCAGGGAAAGACGCAAGGUUUUGUUGCGGGCGUGCAGGCCAUUUCAAGUCUGUUGUCACCACUAGCAAUGACUCCAUUGACCAAUUUAUUCCUGUCAAGAAAUGCACCAUUCAACUGCAAAGGUUUCAGCCUUGUAUGUGCAUCUAUAUCUGUGGCUAUUUCACUGAUUUUUGCUUGGAUGCUAAAGCGGAAUCCUUCAAACCAGACCUCAGAGAAUGAUGAAGAAAACAUUGAAGCACCACUCUUGUCAUCAUAAACUAUGCUUACAGUAACCUCUGCGGACGACUUAAAGAGUCAUAUCCACUUAAAAGCCGUGGCCUUCUACUUGUCCACCCCGACUGUAAAACAUAAUUAGGUCAUCAUUCCAUGUACAAUAGCCAUUACCCGAUAAAUGUUUCGCUCCUUUGUCCUACUAUGUACAUACCUAUUUUUUUUCUUUUUAACAUAGUUCUUUUCGAGAACCAAAAAACAAAAAUGGACGGAACUAGAAUUGUUCCGAUUGCUUUAGUGGCAAAGAGUAUCGAGUAUAAGCUCUCAAGUACUUGAUCUAUAUUUUGUUUUUCACA